AUGAGCGCGCACCCAGGCGCACAGCGGACCCACCCACUCCACGGCGUCGGCCAUCCACACCAUCCACGACCCCCAUCGGGAGGGGGACACCACCACCCUGCCUACCCCGCACCGUACGCCUACCAGAGCACAUCGCACUCGCCAGACUCGCCCAACUCGCCCAUCCACGUCGACAGCGCGCGCGCGAACCACGCAGGAGCCGUCGCGGGGCCGUCGCAGCCGAAGAGGGCCGCGAGGACGAGCGGCGUGUUUGACGGGACAGACGAUGGCAGCCCGGGCGCAGAGGGCGACGGCAUACCAGCGAGGAAGCGCUCCAAGCAGUCCCUGUCGUGCGGAGAGUGCAAGCGCCGGAAGAUCAAGUGCGACCGCAAGAUCCCUUGCUCGAGCUGCUUGAAGCGCAACCAACCCGACGCAUGCAGCUGGGAGGACGCCAAAAUCGAGCCGGAAAAGCAGCCGUUCGCGCUCGCGACCGAUGUUCACGAACUUCGCGAACGGCUGCAGCUCGUCGAGCGCUUCAUCAACAAGCUUCCGGCGCCGCUCAAAGCGUCCUUUGCCGAGCUUGGCGUGUCGAUGAUGGGGCAAAGGCCGAAAAAGGAUUUGAGCGCAGCCGACGCUCCCAUCGACUACCCCUCCUUCGAGAGCGCCAUCAGCAAGCAUCCUACCGGUCACCAGUCUGACGACCUCGGCGUUAUCGACAACCUCAUCUUUGGCGGCAGCGGCAAGUUCGCCAACAGCGGCACGACCCUGAUGCAGCUUCCCGAGCCCGACUUCACUGCCUGGCGAACCUCCAUCGUCGCUCCCCGCAUCAUCUUCGUCAGUCCGGCGACAUCGACAAACCUCGGCCUCGACCUGUGUCUGAACCAGGCAGAACUCGACGCCGAACGCCUGCGCACGCUCGACAAGAUCUUUCCGAUCCUGCCACCGAAGCACGAAGCCUACGAUUCGGCACAACGCUACUUCGAGCAGUUCGACUGGUUCUUCCCCGUCAUCCACCGCGAGACGUUCUUUGCCGAACUCGAGCGGUUUUGGCAGAUGUACGAGGCGGGAAGGCGACACGAAGUCGAUCCGGCGUGGCUCGCGCUCUACACCAUCGUCCUCGCGCUCUCGUGCGACGAGUCGAUGGCCAUGACGGUCGUCAGCUCACCCGGCGAGAAGGGAGACUGGAAGUCGCAGGGCGCGUCGUACCAUGCGGCGUCGCAGAAGCUGCUCAUGCUGGCGGAUGCAUUCGGUCGUCCACAAGUCCGCGCAAUCCAGGUGACCAUCCUCUUCGCUUGCUGGACGAUGGUGUCGGCGUACGGAGGCGAGUUCGGCCGCUUCUCGUCCUGGCUCGCCGCGGCAAUUCGAACAGGCCAACGACUCGGUCUCCAUCAGCUCGGAAGCGACCCCGAAGUCAUGCCGCCUGACGACCCCGCCUGGCCGCCUGGCAAGAACUCGUUCAAGCGCGAGUCGGCGUUGCGGUUGUGGGGUCAUCUGCGGUUUUUCGACUACCUCGCUGCUUCGGCUCGCUUCAAGGCUUACGCCAUUAACCCGACACAUACGAACACAGCUUUCUUGUCCAACUUGAACUGGAGCGACCUGUCGAUGGACGACUGGAGGGUCACGCCGGCGCCCAACAAUAUCCUGACCGACGCCUCGCUUGACCGUCAGAAAGCAGCGAUGGCGAUGAUCAACCGCAAGACGUUCGACCUGCUCAUCGCCGACGAGAACGGCUUCAACUAUGGCACGAUCCUCGAAAUCGACAAGGAGUACCGCGAAUUGAUGGCGAACCUCCCGGACGUCUUCCAGCACGAGUACGUGUCCCUCGAGACGAAGGACCCGAUCAUUCGGGCGAAGCGCUACAUCGUCUUACAGGGAACGAACAACCGCCUCGUUCGCCUGCACCGCCCGUUCCUCGUCAAGGGCUGGGAGCCGAACUCGAAGUUCGCGUACAGCACGGACGCUUGCAUCCGCGCCGCCAAGAUCGUCUUGAUCAGCCACCACAACAAUAUCAAUAUCAACCGCAACUUGCGCAUGAUGUACUCGCACUCGUUGACCGCUGCGACCGUUCUCGCCGCCGACCUCUACCAUGCCAUCGACGAAGGCUGCACCGACGCCGAGCUUGAGAGCAAGAAGGAGGUGCUCGCGAUGAGUCUUGAGAUCUUCAGCGAGGACAUCGAGAAGAAGGUCGCGUCACACCAUCUGCGGAACAUCAUCUCGUCUGCUCGCAAGGUCCUGAGCGGCUUGCUGUUCGAGCAGGAGAAGCGCCGCGCCCGUCGCCUUGCGAGGAUGAUGUCGGGCGACAGCAGCUCCGCCGAGCGCUCCUUCGCCGAGAUCUUGCAAGCUCUCGCGCGCGAGCUCGACACGGAGCAAGUUGCCACUUCUUCCGCCGCACCAGCCGGCACCGUCCCCGUCCUCCCCUUGUCGACCACCUCGACGCCCGUCAGCCUCCCGUCCGUCAACUCCGGUGACGCCGCUCGUGUCGCGACGCCCAACCUCUUCAACACGCAAUUGAAGCCGGACGAGGCGCUCUCACGCAACACCUACGGCGACGCGCUCAGCGGGUCGUUCUCGUCGAACCUGCUGCAGGACAUGGGCCUCAUCAACCUUGGUGGGCAGACGUGGGACUACUGGUCGCAAGGCGUCGUCUCGACGGGUGCAGGGUCAGCAGCGGCGCCCGCUUUCAGCUUCGACCCUCAGAUUUUCGGCGCAUCGCUGACGCCUGGCGCAUCGGAGUCGACGGAGCAAACGACGCAGGCAUUGCUGCAGCAGCUUGUCGGCGGCUGGUGA
Messenger RNA from Rhodotorula toruloides NP11, 2766 nucleotides. Its product is annotated as C6 transcription factor. The record is from RefSeq and is a predicted model, not a curated record. Gene Ontology annotation, biological process: regulation of DNA-templated transcription; DNA-templated transcription. Lineage: Eukaryota; Fungi; Basidiomycota; Microbotryomycetes; Sporidiobolales; Sporidiobolaceae. Gene Ontology annotation, molecular function: DNA-binding transcription factor activity, RNA polymerase II-specific; zinc ion binding; DNA binding. The transcript has 19 exons. Bases 1 to 2766 code for a protein of 921 amino acids.